AUGGCCAGCUCCGUCCACGCCGACUCGGGAUGGCUUCGAAAGCAAGUCAUGGGGUCUAGCGGUUUGGAAUUGCUCGAUUCCAGCCGCUUCACAAUCGGCAUUACCCUAGCGGCUUUGGUGCUCCUCCCCGUCGUCGCCAGCUACUUGACGGGCGCCCGCAAAGGCAAAGAAGCGCCACUGGUCAACCCGCCGGGGCUGUUUCAGCUCGCAGUCCAAAAGAAUAUAGAAUUCGUUCACAAGGGGAACUAUUAUUUGAAAGAAGCAAGACGCCGUUUCCCCAAUCAACCCUUCAAGCUUCUUACAAAUGGUGGGCCCAUGACGGUUCUCCCUCCGUCGAGGUCAAACGAGAUCAAGAAUAUGGAAAGUCUCGACUUCCGGAAGGUGCUUUCCUACGCCGCGCCUGUCAAUCUCCCUGGAGGGUCGGCCAUCGCAGCCGUCGAUCAUCCUCAGGCGAUUAUUCAAACCGUCAUCACCAAGAAUUUGACGAAACGACUCAACACAGUUACGGGACCACUGGCCGAUGAGGCGUCGUUCGCAAUCAACAAGAAUUUUGGAUCAAACCCUGACUGGGUCGAGGCCAAAAUAUGCGAGCCAAUCACGGACGUGGUCGCUCGUCUUUCCUCGCGCGUUUUCCUGGGAGAGGAAAUCUGUCGCAACGAGGAAUGGGUUGACUUGACAAAAAAGAUUGCCAUCGUGGUUUUGACUUGCAUCUACACCCUUCGUGCCUUCCCGCAGUGGAUGAUGCCGAUCGUGUAUACCUUCGGCAAAGCCGGCAAAGACAUGAGGGCUAUGAGGACUCGUGUAAUCGAAAUCAUACACCCCAUCAUCGACAAGCGGGAGCAAGAAAAGGCAGAAUGCAAGGCCCAGGGCAUUCCGGCACCUGUGUACAACGAUGCCAUCGAGUGGGUCGCUGCCGAGGCUGAUCCCAACGAUCCCGUCUUUAAACUGGGGGAUUUCCAGAUUGGGUUAUCGGUCGCGGCUAUCCAUACGAGUUCGGAUCUGUUGGGCUAUACAUUAUUAUGGCUGGCAGCAUCCGACCCAGCGUAUAUAGACGCGUUGAGAAAGGAAAUAGUCGAAGUACUAGGGAAAAAGGGAUGGAAGAAAACCUCCUUGGUAUCUAUGAAACUACUUGACAGCACCAUCAAAGAGGCACAACGGCUCAAGCCUGUCCAGCUUGCCAUCAUGCAGCGCAGGGCAAUGAAGGAUAUCGAGUCCGAGGGCGGCGUCACGGUGCGCAAAGGAGAACUUGUGGCCAUCGAUUCCAACCGCCUUCGUGACCCGGCCUACUAUCCGAACCCUGAUACGUUUGAUCCCUAUCGCUUUUACAACGCUCGCAAACAACCAGGAGGUGAACACAAAGCCCAAUUUGUUUCCGUCACGCCCGACCACCUUACUUUUGGGUACGGCAAAUACGCCUGCCCGGGCCGCUUUUUUGCUGCAAACGAAAUCAAAUUGGCCCUUUGCCACUUGCUGCUCAAAUACGACUGGAAAUUGCCCGAGAAGGCGCCGCCCAAGCCAUUGAUCAUUGGGAUAGAUCCGCUUGUCGACCCGGAGGCCAGACUGUUGUUUAGGCGGCGCAAGGAGGAAAUCGACCUGGAUUCUCUCGAUGUCGAAAACGAAGAGUAG
Molecule: messenger RNA, 1626 nt
Organism: Pyricularia oryzae 70-15
Lineage: Eukaryota; Fungi; Ascomycota; Sordariomycetes; Magnaporthales; Pyriculariaceae
Product: ent-kaurene oxidase
Exons: 2
Coding region: 1-1626 (541 amino acids)
Molecular function (GO): heme binding; oxidoreductase activity, acting on paired donors, with incorporation or reduction of molecular oxygen; monooxygenase activity
Source: RefSeq, a predicted model, not a curated record